Ambispora leptoticha is the source of this 294-nucleotide messenger RNA. The record is from the annotation of a GenBank genome assembly. Lineage: Eukaryota; Fungi; Glomeromycota; Glomeromycetes; Archaeosporales; Ambisporaceae.
AUGCCACCAUCAUCUAGUUCAAGUAAAAUAGGAAAUUUAUCGAAACCACCUGACACACAAAAUCAAAGCGAUCCAAAGCCCAGGCAAAUAACUCAGCCCAUACGUAGUUUCAACGAAUUUAAAAAAAAGGUAUACCCACACGCUCGGAGGUCAGUUCUUGUGCCGUUGGCAAUAUAUGAUGUUCCAACUGGUGUCAAACCAUAUGUUCUUCCUGAAGAAUAUGAUAUUACAAAAACAAUUGAAUCCAUGAACGCUAAAAUUGAUGUGAAAGGAAAAGGAAAAGGAAAAGCAAAA